Messenger RNA from Lycium ferocissimum, 522 nucleotides. RefSeq lists its product as uncharacterized. The transcript has a single exon. Lineage: Eukaryota; Viridiplantae; Streptophyta; Magnoliopsida; Solanales; Solanaceae. The record is from RefSeq and is a predicted model, not a curated record. Bases 1 to 522 code for a protein of 173 amino acids.
AUGAUUUUCCUUCGUCAUCAUCUCCAUGAAGGAUUAAAAACUGAAUAUUUAACUGUGAAAGAUCCACUUGAAUUAUGGAAUAAUUUGAAGGAUCGAUAUGAACAGCUAAAACUUACGGUAUCACCGAAAGCUCGAUAUGACUGGAUGCAUAUUCGGUUUCAAGAUUUUAAAAUUGUAACUGGUUAUAAUUCUAUUAUCCAUCAAGUAAGUUCCGUAUUAAAAUUGUGUGGAGAAACUAUCACUGAUGAGGACUUACUGGAGAAAACUUUUACCAAUUUUCAUGCUUCAAAUGUGUUGCUACAACAACAAUACCAUGAAAAAGGGUUCAAGAAGCAUGCUGAUUUAAUUUCAUGCCUACUUGUGGUUGAGCAGAAUAAUACUCUGUUAAUGAAAAAUCAUGAAUCUCGUCCUACUGGGUUUGCUCCUUUCUCUGAAGUGAAUGCACAUAGAGCUUAUGAUAAGCUUGGUCGUGGCCAUGGUCGUGGACGUAGAAAGGGGUGUCAUAAUUAUCGUCAAGAAUAA